Messenger RNA from Ilex paraguariensis (yerba mate), 591 nucleotides. The record is from the annotation of a GenBank genome assembly. NCBI's taxonomy places the organism in Eukaryota, Viridiplantae, Streptophyta, Magnoliopsida, Aquifoliales, Aquifoliaceae.
AUGAUCAUUAAACAGGUAUAUGCUUUACAGUUUAAUUUGACCAUGCUUGGGCCCAAGACUGACUUAUUAUUAGGUCAAAGUGUGAACAGUAGCUUUCUGAGGCCAUACCCGGAACCAUUGGGGUCCACAUUUUCAAAUGGAGCAAAUUUUGCUGUGGUGGGUUCCUCUACUCUCCCCAGAAACAUACUCUUUGCAUUGAAUGUUCAGGUGUUGCAGUUCCUCCAUUUCAAGGCCAGGUCCCUUGAACUUGUCGCUGCAGGUUCUGGACAUUUGCUUGAUGAUCAAGCGUUCCGCAAUGCACUUUAUGUGAUCGAUAUCGGACAAACUGAUGUCUCUGAUUCAUUCGCUAAGAACAUGCCUUAUGAGCAAGUUGUUCUAAAGAUCCCGUCCGUGGUAUCACAAAUCAAGAAUGCCAUUCAGGUUAUAUAUAAUGGAGGUGGCAGGAGAUUUUGGGUCCACAACACUGGACCGUUUGGUUGUCUCCCACAAAGACUUACAAUGGUUGAGAAAACUUCUGAAAAUCUCGAUCGUUAUGGUUGUAUAUCGAGUUACAAUGCUGCUGCAAGAGUGUUCAAUGAAAUUUUGCGCUAA